AUGGUACGUCAGAUAAAUAAGCUGAAAUGUAGACGAGCAUUAAAAAAGAUCAGUGCAAAGAAUAGUGGCUAUGCUAAUUUGAAUAUUUUCAGGCCCGCCGGUCGGCAACCAACAAACUUUUCUGAAUGGCAAUUAUUAGCUGUGUUACAUAGAGCAAAUUUGUUACAGUAUUACGACGACUUUAUUGCACAAGGAGGAGACGAUAUAAAUCAGUUUAUGACGUGUGAUGAACAUGAAUUUCUAGAAAUAAUGUCUGUUGUGGGGAUGGCUUCUAAGCCGUUACAUGUCCGAAGAUUUCAACGAACUUUAACUGAGUUUAGUAAAGAUCCUGAUGCAUUCAAUCUGUUGGCGAUACAGCAAAUUGGUGUACCACCAAUGGGCCCCUAUACUGUAUCGUCGCCGUCUACGGCAGCAUUGAAUCCGGCAACUGCAUUACAGUUUCUGAUGUCCACGUCUGGACUGGGCCUGGCAGUUGCUGCAUCCCUACCAAAUACUAGCCCAUCAACAUCAGUUAGUUCAUCCUUUUUUUGUACUGACUUUAUUUGGCUGCAAACGUUGAAAAAAAUCCUAACAACAGAAUCUGUUCUCGAAGCUUUAACAACAUCAGUAACGUCAACGUCAGUUGGAGCAACUGCAAAUGUUCUCGCCGGCGAUUAUUUGACAAGUCUUGUUGGCGUACCUCCAACAACGACGUCAAGUGUAUCGUCGCUGAACAACCAUGAUUCUUCUAACGUUCCAACGACAACGAUUGCGACGUUACUUAGCUCAACGAAUCAUUCAAGUGCUACUCCUCAUUCCGUUUCCACUAGUCCUGGAAAUACUGACACGAGUUACAAUGACUAUGACUUAACAGGUAUUAAUUCUACAACUGAAACUCCAGUAUUAACAGAUGCGCAAAUUGGAAAAUUAGCGCAAUGUUCCAUUCGGUUGAUUGAGCGGAUGCCGCAACUGGAGCCAAAACUUACGCAAAAUAAGAAAAAAAUUAGUCGGGAGUUGUUGGAUGUAAUGCAAUUACCGGUGGGUUCACCGCAACGACUCCAAGAAUACCGUAAAUAUUCAGCAAUUUACGGGAGGUUUGAUGCCAAACGGAAGCCGGAUAAGCCUUUAACGUUGCAUGAAGUAUCUGUAAACGAAGCUGCAGCCCAGCUGUGUCUCCGGCAACCGGCGCUUCUAACGCGAAGAGAUGAACUUUUUCCACUUGCCAGGCAGGUGGUUAAAGAUGCGGGUUAUAAUUAUGUAAAAGGUUUAAAGAAAAGCGAUUCGGAAAUUCGAAAAAGAUUAACUUUGCCAUCGGAUAAUUAUACAAGUGAACCGUCUCAAUCACCGAGAAGUUCAGUUUCUGACGGGUUAGUCAGCUUUUCUUCUUCGGCUCUGUUUCUUUCAGAAUUGUUGAUCUUAAGUCCUCCUCCAACUGAAGAAUAUACGCCAGAUUCUGGCGGUGAAGUCGUCAGCUCAGUAACCAGCGAAGUGGGAAACAGUAGAAAACGACGUCAUCAAGAUUCGUUAACCGAAAAUACGGGCGAUUCAAAUUCUUCACUGUUGCUAACAGAUCGUUGGGGACCAGCGAAAAAAGCUUCCGAUUGUUCACUUGACGAUAAUUCCUGA
Messenger RNA from Enterobius vermicularis (human pinworm), 1605 nucleotides. NCBI's taxonomy places the organism in Eukaryota, Metazoa, Nematoda, Chromadorea, Rhabditida, Oxyuridae. The record is from the annotation of a GenBank genome assembly.